AUGGGCCUGGCCCGUGAGUGGUAUAACCUGAAUACAGUGGGACUCCCUCAGAAGGUGAUAAACACUAUUCAGAGUGCAAGAGCUUCCUCCACCAGGUCCCUCUAUGACUUGUGUCCCCCGAGACAAACACCCACAUCGACACACUCGCAUAACCAUCCCAAAACACAGGGCAACCCUCCCCAAGCUGCAGUGAAAGACAUCGAUCGCUACCAGGAGAAAAUCACAGUUUCUCUCCAACAGGCUGCUCUUUCUCCCGGCUUGGAGCACAUCAAGCUGGGUGUCUUUCCUCGCGAGGAGUUGCCCAUACACUACAGUCGUAGCCUUCGUGCAGCCGCUGACUCGCGUGAGACAUACGAGUGUAUACUGAAGAGCUGCCAUGGUUACCACAACCCCUCUGUGGUGGAAUACCUGCUGGAGAAGGUGGGAGUUAGUGACACCCAACCACCAUCAAUGAUGAGAGGACUGCAGAGUAAACUUUUUCACGAGGAGGAUUUUGCCUCAGCAAUCAGGAAGAGACAGUCUGCAUCGUGGGCCUUGAAGUGUGUCCGUGCAGGUGUAGACCACUUCAAACAUGGUCGUCAUGUGGAAGCCAUGAACGAAUACAACAAAGCGCUGGAUAUCGACACUAAUAAUGUAGAAGCACUGGUGGCACGUGGAGCUCUGUAUGCUAACAAAGGCAGCAUAAUGAAGGCCAUCACAGACUUUGAACUGGCCCUGGAGAACUGUCCAGAUCACCGAAAUGCCAACAAGUACCUCUGCCAGACUCUAGUGGAGAGAGGAAAACAGCUUGAAGAACAGGAGAAACUGGUCACAGCAGAGGGACUUUACAGGAAAGCUCUAUCUCUCGAUGAGUCAAACCCUGAGGCCCAGGAAGCGCUGCACAAAAUAACCGAGACUAUACAGGUAUCAAUUCGCCUGCGAGAAGAAGCGGUGGCUAAGGAGCAGGAGAAAGCUACGAUCAGCCAGACCAGCGCUGAGAAAUUGCGUAAGAUCUUAAAAGAGGAGAAGAGAAUGAAGAAGAAACGCAAGAGAUCAGCAUCUUCCAAUCCCUCAUCCACCGCUUCCUCCAGAGACUCUUCUCCUUCUUCUUCUUCGUCGUCUGACUCCUCUCGCAGGAGGUCCAAAAAGAAGAAGAAAAGGAGGAAGCGGGGAAGUAAGCGCCAUCGCAGGAUCUCCUCAAAGGAGAGCAGCAGCAGGAGGAGCGAGGAGGGUAAGAGCAAGAAAGACCGGAAGGAGAAGGAAGAAGAGGAAGAGGUGGAGUGGUACCCCGCUCCUCCAAACACCUCCGCCACCUUUCUCAACCAGAAGGGAGGCCCGAGGUUUGGGGAGGAGGAUGAGGGGGAGGCAGUGGAGAACGAGGCUGAAGAUAAACGCAUCUCUCAGCUGUAUUCGUUGUCUGCAGCUUCAGAGGACGAAGAGUCCGACUCGCCACAAACAGAAAGGAAGAGAAAGGACGGAAAGGAGAGUAGGACAGGGGAAAAGAAAAACAGUCAAAGCCAGGAAAGAGAGGAGAGGGGGAGUCGGAGUGGAGAAAGGAAGGGUGAGAGAGGGAGGGAGGAUAACGGGAAAGAAAGGAGAGGAAGUGACUCCAAGAGGAGAAGCAGCUUGGGGGAGAACAGACGACGAACAGUGUCCUGCUCGUCCGCCGACUCUGCGUAUUCACGGAAAUCUAUUUUCAAUCCUGAAUAUUUAGGGAACUCUGCUUCCACGUCAAAGAGCAUAGAGAGUAGGGUGAGACAUGACGCGCCCAAGAGGAACUCCUUCGAUGGAGGUAGGUAUGAGAACAGAGGGCGGGAAGAAAUUCAAGAAGUAGAAGAGGCAAAGGGAGAUAAGGAUAGCAGGAAGGGGGAAGACGAAAAUGUACCAGGAAGUGGUAGAAAAUCAGAAGGUGCGGGAAAUCACACCAGACCGAGUAGUUUGACCUCAGUGCCAGGAGGAAGCGUUAAGAAAGACCUCCCUACUAACCUGUUGGAUAUCUUCAAUCAGAUCGCCCAGUUUAAAAAGGGGAAGGGAGGCGGGCCGAGAAAAUAAGUCAAAAGUCCACAACGUGCCCGAUACUAGUGACUGAAAUGGAUGUUUGUACUAUGAAUUAAUUCAGCCCUGCUAUUGCGUUGUUCCCAGUUGUUGUGGAUUACCUUCAGUGUCGAAAUGUCUUAUGGUGGAUUUAAGGCUUGUGAGCAACGGUAGUAAUUGCUCGUCAAAAUGCUCAUAAUGAAUACCUUCCUGGACUAGAAUAGUUCACAUGCCCCCAGGAUGAUCCAAUAUCCCCAGGUGGGAAGUCGCUCUUCCUGCUCCAGUGUGUUUGAGUUUUAAGUCGUAUUGUGAAAACAUGGAUUCUAAAAAGAUACCUUUUUAUAUUCUUGAUCUGAGUGUUAAAACAACACAUUAAAAAAAUAUCUUUCCUAGUUGAGGAGGGCGUUUAUGCUCAAGUUGUGAUCGAAAUGUUCUGAACAUAAUUUGUGCCCAUGCUAUGCUAACUUUCCUGAAGAUGGUAAUUGUACUGUAAUCCAAAAACAUAACCUCAUUGGCAAAACGGAGGAAUGUGAUGAGAGAAUGACAUUUUCCACUUAUUGUAUCUUUUGAAAAAUAACGACGAUUUCAAUGACUACAAGUAUUCGAUUUUAGGUCGGUAUUAUUUGAUCAUGUGUUGGGUGUUCUCCAUUCAUAGAGGGUCUUUUGUGUACAUUUUGACAAGGUAUUACAUAUCCCUCACGUCUGGGGUCACUUCAGUUGCUCCAGGCUUUAAUGUCUCUUGUUUUGUGUUCAUUUUGAGUUGAGUCUUUUAUCUGUUCAAAAAGAUACUGCCUUAUGUUUACUGCCUUGGGCCAUUUGUGCUUUCUUUGUGUGGCUUGUUGAAUCCCAAACAACCUGACUGUUAGUACUGCUGUACCUUAUCAAGCUUUACACCAUGCAGAUGUUUCAGUUGUAUCCCGACACAUUUUUUCCUGCAGUGAAAUGGGUGAAUCAAUAAAGCAAUUAAAAUUUCAAGAUAACA
Notothenia coriiceps (black rockcod) is the source of this 2995-nucleotide messenger RNA. RefSeq names its product tetratricopeptide repeat protein 14-like. Gene Ontology annotation, molecular function: protein binding. Lineage: Eukaryota; Metazoa; Chordata; Actinopteri; Perciformes; Nototheniidae. Bases 1 to 2031 code for a protein of 676 amino acids. The record is from RefSeq and is a predicted model, not a curated record. The transcript has 10 exons.